Molecule: messenger RNA, 1437 nt
Organism: Cicer arietinum (chickpea)
Lineage: Eukaryota; Viridiplantae; Streptophyta; Magnoliopsida; Fabales; Fabaceae
Source: RefSeq, a predicted model, not a curated record
CUUCUUCUGAACUCUGAAGCUGAAUAAAAUUAUAAUAAUAAUAAUAACAACGAACGAACUCUCUCUUUUGUCAACGAACGAAUUAUAAUAAUUUUAUUAUUACAGCAAGAAUAUCAAUGGGGAUGAUUUCGUUGAUAAUGGAUUUGUUUUGGUCACUCUAUUUUGUUUGUUCGAUUCAAUUUUGGAGAAUGGCGUUGUUAUGGACGUUUUCUGUUGCAUAUUCUCACUUCCAAUUGUUAAAGGCUUGGUUCUUUUCGCAGAAAAUCGUAUCAUAUCCUAGGUGUUCCCCUUCCAUAAUUCCUAAUAGACCCGUUUGUGUCAUCACCGGUGGAACAUCUGGCUUGGGAUUUUCUACUGCAUGCAAGCUUUCUCAGGAAGGAUUCGUUGUUGUCAUUGUUGGACGAUCAGAGGAGUUGUUGUCAGAGACCAUAACAAAGAUCAAAGGUUUGAAUGAGGAUGCCCACCUCAAAGCUUUUCAGGCUGAUGUUUCAUCGGUGGAGUCAAUGAUAAAGUUCAAAAAUUCCCUGCGGCAGUGGCUUUUGGAUUCCAAUUUGCACUGCUCUGUACAAUUACUUAUAAACAAUGCUGGAAUACUUGCUACAUCUUCUAGAGCCACCGCUGAGGGCUACGACCAGAUGAUUGGCACAAAUUAUAUCGGAGCAUUUGUUUUGACCAAGCUUCUAUUACCACUUCUUGAAAGCAGUCCUGUAUCAUCCAAAAUCGUGAAUGUAUCAUCCUUUACUCACCGAAUUGUUACUGAUAUGCAGGUUGAUGAGGGAACUGUAUCUGGGAAGAGAUUUUUAAGUUCAAAACAAUACCCUUAUGCUCAGAUCUAUGAGUAUUCAAAACUAUGGCUACUUCUCUUCUCAUUUGAGCUCCAUCGACAGCUUGGCCUAAUGGGUAAAUCUCAUCAGAUAUUUGUCAAUGUUGCAGAUCCUGGAAGUGCACAAACAAGCAUCAUGCGAGAAGUUCCAGCAACCCUAGCUUGGUUGGCAUUCUUCGUACUGAAGCGUCUACGCCUAUUGCAGUCCCCUGAGUGUGGGAAAAAUUCAAUAGUUGAUGCUGCUCUUGCUCCGCCUGGAACAUCAGGAGCUUACUUUUUUGGAGGCUCAGGUAGAACUAUAAACCCUUCAGCACAUUCACAAAACAUCAAAUUAGCACACGAGCUUUGGGAAACUACAAGCAAUAUGCUAUCGGGGACUCCCUUUGGUAAUGAGACAAACAAAUGAGACAAACAGUUGAUAGCAAUGGAUUGCAUGUCAAGUCGUGUAACAAAGAGAAUAAGUGGCAUGUACCCAAUGUAGACUGAUAAGUAAUAAACUGUUUUUCAUGUAUGAAGUUUUGAGCUUUCUAAUGCAUGUUAAUAUGUUAUGCUACGGCUUUGCUGUUUUUCAGAAACAAUUUUAUUUUAUUUUAAGUUAAAUUAAAAAUUAUCUC